GCAGCGCAACACUGAACGUAAACGAAAGUAACGGAACUUAGAAUAUUCAGUCUCGACACUUAAUUCUCGUUUCUUCCAGUGAAAAUGAACUUUCUUCCGAAGAGGCCACCGAGGAGCAGACAGGACGAAGGAUGGUGGAUGGUAGGUCCAGCUUCUAAUUACAUGUAUUCAUCUGGAGGCCUCAGUGUGGCGUGCUGUGCGGAGCAAUUUCUAAUGUUCCAUCAUGGAUGAUCAUCUCUCCAUCGUCCUUCUGGGAAAAUCUGGAGUUGGUAAAAGUGCUUCAGCAAACACCAUUUUAGGACGAGCAGCGUUUGAAUCCAGAGCAUCAUUUGGACCAGUCACCAAACAUGUCACAAUGGAAACAGGAACAGUGUUUGGGAAACAUGUGACAGUCAUUGACACCCCAGAUAUUUCAGGAUCAGAGGAGCAGAUUAAAAACUUCUGUCAAUAUUUCCUCCAGGAGUCCAUGCCUUCCCUUUUCCUACUGGCUUUUAAAAUUGAUCGAUUCACUGAAGAAGAUCAGAAAACUGUAGAGGCAACAACCAGAGUUCUUGGGUCUCAGAGGAUGAAAAACUGUUACCUGCUCUUCACAGGUGGAGAUACUUUAAGGACAUCAUUGUCAAAUUACAUUUCAAACUAUAAAUCAAGUUUACUUCCAGACGUAGUCAGAAGAUUUUCAUGGAGGAUUCAUCUUUUCAACAAUAAAGAUGAGGGAUGGGAACAGGUCAGAGAGCUGCUGUUGAAGUCUGGACACAUCAGAAGAGGAACUGACCUUGGGAAGCUUUUGGAGGACCUGGAUCUGGGAUUGGAUCAGUUCUACAAGGAGAAACUAUCACUCAGCAAGAUACUGGAGAUCAAUGAGAAAACCAUCAAUGAUGAGCCUCCAAAGUGUAAAUCUGAUCUUCCAUGGUAUUUUUUCAAGAAACUGAUUAUGUUGAAUGUAACAUCUAGAAAGAUAAAAUGCACCUCAGAUUCUAACAGUGAUGAUUUGUUAACCGAUGAGUUUGAUUUUAAUGAUCUAUUUGCCUGUCAAAACAUCAUUGACUCUCUAAAUCCUCUUGAUUUAAUCACUGCUCUCUUCCUGUGUUCUGAUGGGUUUGUUCGUCAAGAGUUAGCUCUAAAAAUGUCCAUGUGUCAGUUCUCUGUUCCUCUGCUGCUUCCUAACUGUGAUACACAGCAGUGCACCCUSAUGCUGUGGGCCAUGAGAGACAUURUUAAGRAGUACAGACCUYCARRWCWUUCAGAAUCAAAAGGCUUCAUMRAAGAAAGAAUAGUUCUUUCUGAACUUCCAAUGAUCUCAUUUGUGAGAYUGGGUGAGKGCUCYCUGUCCAAAUCAGAGAUCCUYAAUAAACUUUUAAACAACCCARAUGACACCUUUGUUCACCAYAACMUGGAGUGUGGAGACRUUCAGAGAAGAAUAUCCAAUGGACUGACUGAAAUGACCUGGUACCUUCCCUGUGGAAACAAAAACAUGGACAUCKUCAGUGAACCAGUUGCUAUAGCUAACCUUCGUGGAGACAUUGCUUCAUUUGAAACACAAUUCUSCUUUUUGUGUCAGACAUCUGCUGCAGUUUUUGUUUUCUUUGACCARCUGRACUCUGASWRYAAACUGCUGAYKAACARAAACCACAAAGYUCAGAUYUUCUURGAGAUCAAARAAAUUGACCAACAACUUUCCAGCAGCUCACUGGGAGUUGAGCACUUCUUCCGUGAAAUGGGUCAGAUCUACGAAGCUUCUCUUUACCUUCCAGAAACWGAUCYAUCWCGUCAACAACUGCARCAUCUGCCCAAACUCUGUGCUCAGUUGUUGCUGGAUGGAUUUCCUCUUGAGCUURUAGAUGGAGAUGCUUCCAACAUUCCUCUCAGAUGGGUGAGUGAUGUUCUCUCUCAGCUCAAUGACUUGGUGUCUCCAAAGAACAAGAUCCUGGUCRUCACAGUUCUUGGAGUUCAGAGCACAGGGAAGUCCACUCUCCUUAACACCAUGUUUGGAGUCCAGUUUGCAGUCAGCAGUGGUCGAUGCACUAGAGGUGCCUUCAUGCUGCUCAUUAAAGUCAAUGAAGACUUCAAGAAAGUUCUAAACUGUGACUUCAUGGUGAUCAUCGACACUGAAGGCUUAAAGUCACCAGAGCUAGCACAGCUGGACAACAGCUAUGAGCAUGACAAUGAGCUG
Messenger RNA from Poecilia reticulata (guppy), 2170 nucleotides. The record is from RefSeq and is a predicted model, not a curated record. NCBI's taxonomy places the organism in Eukaryota, Metazoa, Chordata, Actinopteri, Cyprinodontiformes, Poeciliidae.